GUUUGAAUGGCGCAGGCUCCGGGCGCUGGGUCCCGGCGCUAGGUCCCCGUGGCUCCUCCUCCCCCCUCGGCGUGGCCCGGCCCGGUACCAUGAGCGGCGGGGAUUUGAGAGAUUAUGGCAUCUGAAGCCCACAAUGUUAGAAAACAGAAAGUGUUGCAUAUUGAAGGUCAUCCCAUUGAUCUCCCCAGAAAAAGAAUCUCUUCUUCAACUAAAAAGAUCAUGAAGGAGGGUAAGAAAUCUCCAAAACAGCUGGCUUCAUACACAAACAGAAUAACAGUUGGAAAAACGGUGACCAGUCCCCUCUCCCUUUUCAAAGUAGUAUAUUGCAAAAGAAAAAUUCAUUGUUACACUCCAAAGCCUUGUUACAGAAAGAAACAGUUCCCUAAAUCUAGGGGCCGUGACAUGGCAAAUAAAGAAAAUGAACUGGCUUGUGCAGGGAAUCUGCCAGCAAAACUUCACGACAGUCGUACACAAUUACUAAAUUCUAGUGACUCUGGCUCAUCUCAAACAGAAGGCCCUUCAUCCAAGUACAGUGGAUUUUUUUCAGAGGUUUCUCAGGACCAUGAAACUAUGGCUCGAGUUCUUUUCAGCAGGAAUCUGAGGCUGAAUGUAGCUUUAACGUUUUGGAGAAGGCGAAGUAUAAGUGAACUGGUAGCCUACUUAGUGAGGAUACAGGAUCUUGGCGUAGUAGUAGACUGCCUUCCCGUGCUUACAAACAGUUUACAGGAAGAAAAACCAUAUGUUUCAGUUGGCUGCUGUGUUGAUCUUUUGCCUUUAGUGAAAUCACUGCUUAAAAGCAAGUAUGAAGAAUAUGUGAUAGUUGGUUUAAACUGGCUGCAAGCUGUCAUUAAAAGAUGGUGGUCAGAACUAUCUGCACAUAAAGAAAAGGCAGAGGAUGGAAAUAUUCAUAUUUUAAAACAGCAAUUAAGUGGAUUAUGGGAACAGGAGAAUCAUCUUACUCUGGUUCCUGGAUAUACUGGUAAUAUAGCUAAGGAUGUAAAUGCUUAUUUAUUACAGCUACACUGACAUGAUUGGGAAACUCUGCUUAUGUGGUGGAACAAUCCUCUAAAGCAUCCCUGAAAUAUGUACUGUUUCUGAAAGCCUUUUGAAAAAUACUGGCAGAAGAGAACUGAACUGUCAAGCUGUUUAUUGAAACCACUAACAAAAUCCUAACAAUCUACUUCACAUUGAAGUGGAAAAAUGUCUAGUAGGAGCAACUUUUACUUCAGUGAGGUGAAAGUGCACUAUGAAAACUGUAUGCCUUUGCUGCAUUUGGGAUUCGCUCAGUUACUAGAUAUUCAUUUAAAUGCUACUGUAUUUUACUACAACAUCGCAUUAAAAAGAUGAAUUACACUGUUGUGAAGACAAGACAGCAGAACCAGUUACAAGGAACCAACAAAAAGCAAUCAGCAUUGAGCGCUUUUAAAUGUUUUGUUGAGAAGAGAACUCCAAAAUGCACAACAAUCUUCCAAUAAAAAAGCCAACCAAAAAAAAAAACCCUUUGGAAUAUUCAGUUACUUCUAUGUUUUAAUCAAAUUAUUAAAGACAGUUUUUGUUUGCACUAUUGAGAAACUAUACAGCAAAGAUGCCUUAAUUACUAGUGUUUCAAAAAGCCAAUGUGUUAAGAUGCAAAUAGCUAUUAAGUUCAGAUUGUGAUGAAAAACUACAAAAGUCAGGGUUUCACAUUGUUUAGUUAAUGAAACAUUGCACAUAUACAAAGAUUCAUGUAUGAAAAAUUAUAAAUACCUGACGCUAAGCUUGGAUAAACAGUUACUGCAAAUGUCAGCAGAAUGGUGAAUUUAUGUCCAACAAAUGUUUUUAUAUUGUAUGUGGAUUUCUAACACAGUAAUCUUGUUCUGUAUCAUUUAAACUACAUGCAAAUAAGUAAAUAUAUUAAAUGUAUCUACUGUUUUUUCUUUUCAAGUUCAUAAAAGCAAUUUCUAGAAUAAUCUCUUCCACAGUACUUUUUAUCAUAGAUAUUUAUGUCUGUUUGAAAUGUUUACAGCCAGAUGAGGCCACGUUAUCCAAAUCACACCCUUUUUAUACUACCUCCUUUAAGAAACUGACAAAGAGCUUUUGCAAAAUUAAGUUCUAGAGUGAUCAAUUACGGCAAAUUCAUACCAACAACAGCAUUGAAAAUACAGCUAUAAACUCUUCCACUGUCCUAUUGCUAUCCUGUACUAUUUUAAUUUAAAAGCUGUAGCUUAAUAGCUGUGAGGGAGUUUUGAUUUUAGGUUUGCCUUUUUAAUUUUGUGAUGAGGAAGCAUGCUUUUCCAAUAAAAACUUAUGAAGUGCCAGCUGUUCACUUAUAAAUAUACAUGCACAGCAUGUAUCACCAAGUAGUCUACUUCCCUAAAAAAAACUUAAGUACUUACAAGGGUUGUUUUCAUACCUAGAAUUAAGCAAUGCACUUUUAUUGAUGUGCAGGAGAAAAGUCUUUUGAUAGCUCCAAGUGGUUUUUGCUUUACAGGUUAAAUAAAUUAAUUUUAAACUCUUGCAGUGGUCAACAGCUUUAGGCCUCACAUUGCUUCAUUUUGUAUUUAAUUUACAUAUCAUUAUUGUUAACUUCUGAAGGCCAACUGAAUCUGUCAUCAAAACUUGGUGCUUUUGGUCACUUGAAUAUUCUUUAAAUGACUAAAGGUUUUAGACUUCCCAGGAGAGUUAGCAAUAGGGAAGUUCCUGGGACAUCCCCAAACUGAGAACUGUGUGGGACAAUCUUGAGAUACACGCACAGCCAAAUUCUUUUUGCUAGAAUUGUUAUGUACUGUUAGAGAUAUUUCACACUCGGAGUUUGAGAUAGAACUUACUACUUUUCAAAUGUUCUUGCUGUCAAUUAAAAAUGUAAAGGAACUAUAAUAUCAUGAUAUUCUUAUUGAUCUGUUGAGCACUUAAAUGUAAAAGUAACAUAAUUCGGUAGCAAUUGCUGCAACCCUUACAUUAUCACUCAAGGAGAAUACUGUAAAGGUGAUGGCAACUCAGAUCUUAUUUUCUCCUGUUUUUAAUAAACAAAAUGAAGUAA
Messenger RNA from Apus apus (common swift), 3019 nucleotides. It is a transcript of the gene KATNBL1, whose product is annotated as katanin regulatory subunit B1 like 1. Lineage: Eukaryota; Metazoa; Chordata; Aves; Apodiformes; Apodidae. The transcript is spliced from 10 exons. Gene Ontology annotation, molecular function: microtubule binding. Gene Ontology annotation, cellular component: nucleolus. The coding region runs from base 115 to 1026 and encodes 303 amino acids. The record is from RefSeq and is a predicted model, not a curated record.